Molecule: messenger RNA, 1002 nt
Organism: Ostrea edulis (European flat oyster)
Lineage: Eukaryota; Metazoa; Mollusca; Bivalvia; Ostreida; Ostreidae
Product: methylated-DNA--protein-cysteine methyltransferase-like
Exons: 4
Coding region: 113-682 (189 amino acids)
Biological process (GO): DNA repair
Cellular component (GO): nucleus
Molecular function (GO): methylated-DNA-[protein]-cysteine S-methyltransferase activity
Source: RefSeq, a predicted model, not a curated record
CAAGUUGAGACGACUCAUUCAAAGUACGACUUAGGCAUUUAAAAUUUCGCGGCAAAAAAUAAAAUACUCUCACUCUGGGUAGUCUUAGAGGCCAAGAGGUAACGUAUGUGAGAUGAAGGGAAAACUAGUUUGUCAGUCAGGCCCUACCAACACUUAUGUUGUGAGUACACCAAUAGGAGACAUGGAAAUCAUAAGCUGUCCAAGGGGACUUCAUUCUCUUCAACAAAUGGCACUAAAUGAUUGGAACUUUGCACCAAGCCCAGGAACAACAGUUACUGUGAAAUCGCAAAUGUUCCAAGAUAAUGGCUACACAUACAAACCAGCAGUUCUCUGUGUGGAAUGGCUACAGCGUUACUUUGCUGGAGACAUCUCUAGUUUGACUUCAGCUCCUCCAGCAUGCUUCUCGAUCUACCAGGCAGGGACAUUCACAGAAACUGUCUGGAAAACCCUUCAGAGUAAAGUACCAUUCGGUCAGGUGAUUUCCUAUGGUGCUUUAGCCAUGCUGUGUGGCAAUCCUCGUGCCAGUCGAGCUGUAGGAGCGGCCAUGAAGAAAAAUCAAAUUUCCUUGAUAAUGCCCUGUCACAGAGUAAUCCAGACCGGCGGCAAACUGGGCAACUACCAUGGGGGUCAGAAAAAUAAAAUCAAGGAGUGGUUAUUGCAACAUGAGGGGGCAGAAAUAUGAUUCAUGUAAAACUAUCACUUGUGUUAUCUCGAAAGUGAAGACAGGGUUGUGACACCUAACACUACCUGUAUAUAAUGUUUAUUACAGCUUCAGCUUUUAUAUGUAAGGUGUAUUGGCACUGGCUCCAAAAUCUAAACAACUUGUGUGUGUUGUUAAUAUUCAACUGUGAUGUACCCGAUAAACUGAACCUAGAAUUACUGUAAUUUGAUUUUUGAAUGUAGUAUGAAAAUACAUACCAGUGAUUAUAUAGAUACAAUGUACAAGUAUUACUUCCUCCAUUUUCUCAAAUAUGAAAUAGUUAAAAAUUAAUCAUUCUUUUC